Messenger RNA from Stylophora pistillata, 2393 nucleotides. RefSeq lists its product as uncharacterized. Gene Ontology annotation, molecular function: RNA polymerase II cis-regulatory region sequence-specific DNA binding; DNA-binding transcription factor activity, RNA polymerase II-specific. Gene Ontology annotation, cellular component: nucleus. Gene Ontology annotation, biological process: regulation of transcription by RNA polymerase II. NCBI's taxonomy places the organism in Eukaryota, Metazoa, Cnidaria, Anthozoa, Scleractinia, Pocilloporidae. The record is from RefSeq and is a predicted model, not a curated record.
UAACAGCCACUAGUGACAACAUUCAGAACAGUGCUACGACGGUAGGGAGUGGGACGCGUCUCUUUUCUCUGAUAACUAUUAAGUUUUUUUUACCCCUACGCGCUCCCCGACGAACUGGAAAUAUACAUAAGUACGAUGGGGAGUGAAGAGUUCAGCCACUUUCGCCCCUCUAUCGUCGUGAAAACAGAGCCCCUCGAAAGCACCGCGUUUGAAUACACCAGUCUGUCUGAAACCGAGUCUAGGGUCGUAUUUCGAAAUUACUACGAGGUGCACACAGACAGACACAUGGUGGAGAGAACAAGCUCUCUAGAAUCUUUGCAGAGUGGAGGCGAGAGUGAACAAGACAUGAGGGUGCGAAUGGAUACCACUGAGCGCUCGAUCGAACUACGUCCGCGAGAGGAGGUUAGCCGGAGUGAAUAUUUUUCGUUCCCGGCCUAUCGGGCAGAUUGGAAAACGGGCUCGCCUAGCCCAGAAGAAGAAAACUCGGAAGAGGGCGAAAAUAACAGCGAUCGCAUCGAAGAGGAGAGUAACACUUCGGAAGAAGCUCGCGGAUCACCGCAUAAUAAUGAUUCGUUACAAAUUUACUCAACAAGCCCUGCGCCUCGCGAUCACAACUCGAGCGCGGCUGUUAGUCGAGCACAACACGACAUUGUUAUCCCUGGAAUACCCUCAAACACACACAAUGGGAUAAACAUAGUCUUUCACAAGCAAUGUAAGCUCAAUAUGGACGCACCUGGCAAACUAUACAUCAGAGAAGAGCAUUCUCCCAACGAAAGCUAUAUUCCUCGCGUGCAGAGGUACACGCCAGACCUUCCUCCUUCGCUCGUGUACCCCACGCUAACGGAGCAACACAGUUUGAACGCCGUUCGUAACUCACGAGAGAGUCAAGAUUCUCACUCAUCAGGUUACGAUGCAAAAAGCCCACCGGCACGUUCGCCCGUGUUAAUUUGCGAGUGGAUCCACCUCGAGAAAAUGGUGAACCAAGUGUGUGGGAUAGGAUUUUAUCGGAUAGAGGACCUUGUAACACAUAUCACCGACGUUCACCUUGUUUCUGCCACGCCUGUUGGUUUCGUCUGUUGUUGGAAAGACUGCAUGCGAAAUGGACUGCCAUUCAAGGCUAAGUACAAGUUAAUCAACCACAUUAGAGUUCAUACGGGCGAGAAGCCAUUCAUGUGCAAUCAGCCGGGCUGUAGGAAGAGCUUCGCGCGUGCAGAGAAUUUGAAAAUACACGUUCGUACGCACACGGGCGAGAGGCCGUUCGCAUGCGAAUUCAAAGGCUGUGAUAAACGAUUUGCGAACUCAAGUGACCGCCGCAAACACAUUCAUGUUCACACUUUGGAAAAACCAUAUCGGUGUAAGUACAUUGGUUGCGACAAAAGUUACACGCAUCCUAGCUCGUUAAGGAAACACAUGAAGGUUCACGGGUUGAGAUCUGAAGAACAUUUUAAGAUGGUUCAUGGAAUUGCGCUAGGUAGUCGACCCGGCCUGUUUCGGCAACGAACCGAUAUAUAAACACAGGAAACUACUCUAAAAAUAUUCUCCUUUGCUAAGAGACAUUUGGAACGACUGAGAUAUCACAAAUUAAUCAUUUUCUCGUUCCUGUUUCGUUAAGGAAAUACAAAAGGAAUUUCUUUUCAGAUCCGGAAGUCCGUCGGCGGGUAUUGCUGUUGUCAACCACAUCUCCUCAAUGUGAAAAAUUCAAAACACUUGGUACAUGUUGUAUUUGUUUCCCAUUUGAACAAGUUAGGAUAUGAAACCUGAAAGUACUUGUUUUUGUCUUUAGUCUUUGAAAUCUUAGUGAUUAUGAAGCUGCAGAAUCUGCCGGAUUCAACGCAGUUUUGAUUUGUAAAUGCGACUCAAGCUUAUAAGCUUGGAUACGAAUUCUUUCUUCACUGGGGCAGGUCAUAUUGUCAACUUUUUGCGAGAACUUCAUUUCAUUUUUCAGUUGUUUUGAACCCGAUCGAUCGUUUAAAAGGAUGCUUUGAUUUUAAUUUCAAAAUCUCUUUUUUUGGUCGUUUCAAGGUGUAUCUUAAAAUAGCCAGUGUCAUGUUUUUCAUUUCAUUUCAAGAACCUUUACUUCAUUGUUCCUCUCGGGACAGAAAUUACAACUGAACAUAUUCUAUGAUAAAAGUCUUGAGAAAUAUAAGCGUCUAGUCGACUGAUUCUUCAACAAUUUUCUGUAGUUUUCAGGCGAGACGAGAAUAGGAACACACAGUUUUUAAAAUUACGUUUUAAGUUUGAUAGGUAUAAUAAAUGAGACAAUUCGAAAGUUUCCCUUUGAUUGUGUGAUCUAUUUAGCCUAAAAAUAACGUUAUAAAAUCGCAUUUUGAUAUUUCUGAAUACCUAUCCUUUAAGAUGUAACAAAUAAAACAAACUCUGCUUGUUCUCACUGA